UGCUGAGCUGCCCUGUGUGCUGCUUCGGUUGCUAAGGAACCACUGAAUGCAGGUGGCUUAAAGAUGAUGGACGCAUAGUGAGAAAGCUGGUCAGUCUGGCUGGUUGAGGUGUGGAGGGGACACCACAAACCACGCCAGGAUUCUGACUAAGAAGAUUUCCACUGCCCUCAGUAAAUCUCCUCAUCAUCUCCAUGUCUAUCCCUGGAUUGUAGCUACAGUUAUGGUGACGCUUAUCACAGAGCAGCUCCGUAAGCAGAGUUUGGAAGAGCCUUAUUACAAGGGUUUCUCAUUCAAUGUGAAUGUGUCAUUACCUGCAGUGGGCUCCAGUCCCACUGUGUCAUGGAGUGCUUGCAGGCCAACACAAGAAACCAGCUCAGCUACACACCCAUCAUCCAGAGCUAACCCUCUGGAUGAUUCCUGUGGACCAGACUCCAUAUGGCACACUUCUCACUCUGGAGAUUUUCUCCAUAGACCAGAGUUGUCCUUCGCAGACAUGGCUCUUCAAAGCUCCCCUCCACCACCUCCAAAACGCCACUGCCGGUCCCUCUCUGUCCCAGAGGACCUGUCUCGAUGCCGCUCCAACUGGCAUCCUUGUGCAUCUAAGGUUUGGACCCCGGUCAAACGUGGCUGCCGAAGUGGAGGACCAUCUAGUUCAGGCUCUGGAGCUAGCUCUUUGCCACUAUGUGGUGCCAGUUCCUCCUUCACCUCUUCAUCCCUUCAUUCAUCCUCAAGCCCCACCUUCUUUAGCUUAGCACUGUCCUCCGACUCCCCUUUACCAUGGAGCUUCCCCUGGGACUCCAGUGACAAACUGAGAGGAACAUGUUCUGCCUCCUUUGCUACUCCUUCCUCCUGCUCUUCUUCACCGGCCCCUCUGGUUUCUCGCUCCGUACUACAGCGUUGCUUCUCCCUCUCCCCUGUGCAUAUUCAGGAUGCUGCUGGGGUUCAUCUGCCCCCCCAACCCUCCCCUGCUUCUGCUCUAACUUAUAGCUGUUCUGGCAUGGAACACCCUGCUCUGUCCCCAUCUCCCACCUCUGCCUGUAGCACACCUUCCUCCUCUAGGCGCCAUCUACAUGCUGCGCUGCCCCGAUGCCACUCACAGCCCUGUGACAUGCGUAAACCUCGCUUGAAAAGACGCCAUGACCCAGAUGUUCUACCCUGCCCCAGACCAGGACUUAACUUCAGCAAAAUGACACAGAUUGGAAACCAUGAGAACCCAGUGGGUGCUACAGGUGGCUGCUUAGUCCAGGUGUCUUCCCAGGCAGAGCAGCAAUCAGCCUUCUCCCCUGCUGAGUUCCUGGGACGAGCCAGCAUUGGGCCACUCAGUGAAAGUGAAGAGGAAGAAGAGGAUGAAGAUAAAAGAAAUAGAACUGUGACAGAAGGAGGACAAAAGAUUGUUUUUGAAAGAGAUUGCACAGAGCUUGACUUGAACCUUAUAGAAGAGAACUGACCGCUUCCUGGUGCUUGCAGUAUCAAUACUGCAUUCAUAUCUAUGUUAAGCACACGUGUAGGCUUUGUGUGCUCCUCUGGCUGAGUACUUGGAAACCUUUUGCAAUAUACACUCAGAGUCCAUAACCAAGAACCAAGCAGUUAGAAGCUAAUAUCAGAUUAAUGUGAUGUAGAAAAUGUGCAUGGGCGAGAGAGCUAGUUUUCAUGCACAAAGAAUUUCUAAUAUUUCUUCAGUUGUGUGAAGCAUUGGUAUGUGACUUGAUAAAGUUACAUACUGUAUUCUCAUAAAAGAACUCUAGAUAUGGAGUUAGCAGAAUUUGCUCUUAUAAUUCCUCUUGAUUAUUUGGAAACACUAAAAGAGCCAGAAGUUUGAUUGGAUUGAGGUAUGUGCUCCCUGAUGGCCCAUCAGAAUUUCUAAAUUUCAAAUUGACAAAGUGUAGGUCUAUGUGAUACUUGGGUAGGCCAGAUAACACUGAGCAAAAGUGUGUUCAAUCGCAGGUUUGACUGGUUUGACUAAAAAGGGAUUCUACUUGUAUUGAUCUUCUGUGAUGAAUUUGGUCAGUCCUUCUCCAGCAAUUUAACUUCAUCAUCAAGGAAACAUCUUUUUAAGCGGAAAGGAUGGCUCUUGUUCAUCAAAUGUGGAUUACAAUAACAGCAAUGAAACUGUAAGAUGAACAUGCCUUAAGCACUAAAAAAAUGAGGUCUUGGUGCUCUGGUCUUUCUUUUUUUUUUUUUUUUUUUUUUUCCUUUUUUUUAAUAUUUUGUCCCUGUUGAACACACGGGGAGACAUGUUUUUCAAACAGUUUGUCCUUUAGGACACAAACCACACAGUUAUCGAAACUAAGGAUUAGGAAAAUCACUUCAAACUCUGGAACUAGUCUUAGGCAGUUAGCCGGCUCACUGAGAAGGGCUGUUCUGUACCUUGGUAGAACAACCACUUUGAUUUAGGGACUUCGAUGUGCUUCUACUGGAAGCAUCCAAGUCAGAAGCCGCUGAUGCAGUGGAGCCCCUUCGCUUCGGCUUCUGGCCCAGGAUGCUGAGUAGAGUAGUACCCUCGAUUAAGUCUCCUGUCAGAUCGCUGAUCUCGGCCGAGGUGCUCGGUUUUGCUUGUGGGGCGGGUCCUGGAGCAUCCGUGCUGUCACGUUUUCCUGUUGAUCCUACCAACUCAAGUAGAUAAGGAGCGACAUCGACCUGGAUCGGUGAGUUUGGGUCGUGGUCCUGAUCUAGGAGCAUCGCUUUCCUAAUUGUCUCCACUCCCUUAUCAGAAUUGGUCGCCAAUAUCUCACGUCCAAGCCUGUCGUGGGUGACACCAGAGAUGUGUUGAAGCGUGAGUAGUAGUGUUUUAUAGGUCAUAGGACCUCCCCUGCUUGAGGUUAUUUGCUAUAAAUGACUUGUUUCGCUUUGUGCUACUAUACUGAGGCUGAACGGCAGGUUGCUUGCUGGAGUGUCCAAUAGAGCUCACAAACUUGCCCUUACUUGAGAAGGGGAGUCCCAGAGGCUGCUCUUCUUCCUCCUCCUCAUAUUUGGAUCAACUGCGUGUGUCGCGACUUUGAUGUUCUGUCUCCCGUUCGGGGCUCAGUGAGGGUGUUCUGGGCCUCAUUCUCUGGUUGAGUUCUCCAUGGAAGUAUGACGGAAGGCAUUUCCCCUCGGUGGAGACGACUGUGGGUCCGGAUCUCUUUUUCUCAAGGUAGUCCCCCAGCUCCAGCCUCCUAGAGGUCCUGUAGGACUUGCCGGUGUCGUGCUUCUUUUCCUCGCUCAUUGCUCCUUUCUCUCUUUUGCUGCUAAUUUCCUAAAGUUGCUAUAAAAAAUCUACAGUUGAGUGCUGGUCUUCUUUCCACAGCCAGAUAUUGUUCUCCAAUCUCUGUUUGCACUGAUUCAACAGGGGGCACAUGCACCAUAUGAACAUAAAACAACUCAGUCAAGGCUGCAGCUGGACCCCAUAGGGCACAAUGUAAUGUAUUGUACAGCAGUUGGAGCGAGUACAAACACAAAGCCAAUUCUGGGUGUAUGUGAAAGGCAGUGGUAAUGUGCAUGACUUGGUGGCCUUUCAGAAAUGAUUUUUUCAUGUCUUUUCAGAUAGAGAUAUUCCUGUUGCACAAUUUAUGUACAAAUAAAAUUCAUUUAUCUUAGUCUUUCUCAAUCUUUGUCAACAGGUUUCUUGUCCUCUGUUCCAGGGUUUCCCAAACUUUUCAACCUGUGACCCCCAAAAUAUAGAUGCCAAAGACUUGUGACCCCUACUGUCCCUCGAAGUGAAUAAAUGUUGCUUCAUA
Molecule: messenger RNA, 3716 nt
Organism: Notolabrus celidotus (New Zealand spotty)
Lineage: Eukaryota; Metazoa; Chordata; Actinopteri; Labriformes; Labridae
Product: protein FAM53C-like
Exons: 5
Coding region: 221-1447 (408 amino acids)
Biological process (GO): protein import into nucleus
Cellular component (GO): nucleus
Source: RefSeq, a predicted model, not a curated record